Molecule: messenger RNA, 1852 nt
Organism: Capsicum annuum
Lineage: Eukaryota; Viridiplantae; Streptophyta; Magnoliopsida; Solanales; Solanaceae
Product: F-box/LRR-repeat protein At1g67190
Exons: 3
Coding region: 242-1531 (429 amino acids)
Molecular function (GO): protein binding
Source: RefSeq, a predicted model, not a curated record
UAGGCAUAAUAUAAUUGGCUAAUUGGAACAUUUGGAAUGACUGUCGUGGGUCUCACCUCUGUAUUUCCAAAAAACUGCACACAGCACAACACUCACUGUGUGUCUGUGCUGCCUUUCUUCCACCAUCUUGCCCCCCCACCCCCCCUCCCCCGGCACCAGCCACCUCCAUUUUGAUCGAUUCUUGAUUCCGGGUGGUGAUCUUAAUCUUGAUUCUUGUUGAUGGGGAAUUGAUGAAGUGUUAAUGGGAUUGUUGCCUUUGCCCAAAAAGGCUAUGGAGCACCUUCCUGUUGAGGUCAUUGGCAACAUAUUGUCCCGGUUAGGAGCUGCACGAGAUGUUGUGAUUGCAUCUUCUACUUGCAGGAAAUGGCGAGAGGCUUGGAGAAAUCAUCUUCACACACUUGCCUUUAAUUCGAACGACUGGCCUCUUUAUCACGAGCUCACAAGGAGCAGACUGGAGAUAAUUGUGACCCAAACAAUAUUCCAGACUAAUGGAUUGCAGUGUCUUUCAAUUGUGAUGGAUGAUGUGGAUGAGUUCUCUGCUGCUCCAGUGAUUGCUUGGCUAAUGUAUACAAGAGAAACCUUGCGUGAGUUACACUAUAAUGUCAGGACUACCCCAAACAUUAAUAUACUUGAGAUAUGUGGUCGCCAAAGACUGGAAGUGUUGGCUCUGGCGCACAAUACAAUUACGGGUGUUGAACCCAGUUACCAAAAAUUUCCUUGCUUGAAGUCUCUUUCACUGAGCUAUGUCAGUGUAUCAGCAUUGGACCUCAGUAUUUUUCUCACAGCCUGCCCGAAAGUUGAGGUCCUGAGUCUUAUAAGUCUGGAUAUUGUUAUGUCCGAUCCACAUGCCUCAAUGGAGCUGAGUACUAACUCUUUGAAAGAUAUCUAUGUUGAAGCCAUUAGUCUGGAUAAAAUCAUUCUGGAGGCGGAUAGCCUUGAGAAGUUGCAGUUAAAAGAUUGUACGCUUGAGGUCUUUGAACUUGUUAGCAAGGGGAAAUUAAGACUCCUUAAGAUUGAUGAUGUUAGUGUCAUCCAUCUUGAUAUUGGUGAGAGUGCUGAGAAUCUUGAGAUUGUGGACGUCAGCAAUUUCACAAUCAUGUGGUCCAAGUUCCAUCAUAUGAUAGCAAAAUCAUCAAAGCUGAGAAAACUGAGGCUAUGGGCAGUUGUGUUUGACGACGACGAUGAGGUUGUUGAUAUUGAGACAAUUUCUGCGUGUUUUCCUCAAUUAAUUCAUCUCUCCUUGAGCUAUGAACUAAGAGAGGCAGCUAUCCAGUAUGGACUGCAAGGUUCUUUUCAAUUGGAAAAUGUGGUUGUAUUGGAGCUUGGUUGGACAGUGAUUAGUGACCUCUUCUCACAGUGGGUAGUAGGGCUAUUGGAAAGAUGUCCUAAUCUGAGGAAAUUGGUGAUCCACGGGGUUGUUUCAGAAACUAAAACACAUGAAGAAUGCAAUACAUUAGCCAAAUUCACAUCUUUUAUUGUAAGGCUAAUGAGGAAGUAUUUGAAGAUAGAUGUUCAGUUUGAAUAUGACUAGAUUUGUGCUACGGUGCCCCCUGCCUUGGAAUUCACAGUUUUGUCAAAUGUCAAUAGCUCAAGGAGGUACACGAUCCUUUGUGGUGAUUGAUUCUGUUAUUACAUGGAUACCAUAAUGUUCCUUUUUUUAAGUUAAAGUUGUGUUUCAGCGUUGUAACUUACCUUAUUGUUUCAGUUCAAGUUCACAUAGUGUUCACUGUUAUGGUAUUCUUGUUGUUACUAGGUUAAUGCUUUAACACACUUCCUAGUGCAAGAGAAAACUUUUCUUUUUCUGCUUUUAUGUUUUAUUUUUGGUUGUAAUGAAGUGUACUUUUUUGGUCCA